AUGGCCUCAGAGAUCUCAGAGGCCAGCUCCCUCUGCUCCGAGAUGUCUGCCAUCAGCUCAUCCACCGAGUCUAUACCUCCUCACACACCUCCUCAAACCUGCACAGACCUCCUCAUACAUCCACACAGGCCUCCUCACACCUCCUCAGACCUCCUCACAGACGACCUCAGACCUCCCCACACCUCCUCACACACCUCCUACUCAGACCUCCAUGCAGACCUCCUCACACACCUCCUCAUAGACCUCACAGACCUCCUCACACAUGUCCUCAGACACCUCCUCUCACACCUCCUCAGACCUCCUCACUCACACACCUCCCUCAGACUUCCUCACACCUCCUCCACACACCUCCUCACUCCUCACACACACCUCUUCACUCACACACCCCCUCACACCUCCUCACUCACACACCUCCUCACGCCUCCUCACUCACACACCUCCUCACGCCUCCUCACUCACACACCUCCUCACGCCUCCUCACUCACACACCUCCUCACGCCUCCUCACUCACACACCUCCUCACGCCUCCUCACUCACACACCUCCUCACUCACACCUCCUCACGCCUCCUCACUCACACACCUCCUCACUCACACCUCCUCACGCCUCCUCACUCACACACCUCCUCCUCACUCACACACCUCACGCCUCCUCACUCACACACCUCACUCACACACCUCCUCACUCACACACCUCACGCCUCCUCACUCACACACACCUCACUCACACACCUCCUCACUCACACACCUCACGCCUCCUCACACACACACCUCACGCCUCCUCACACACACACCUCCUCACUCACACACCUCCUCCUCACGCCUCCUCACUCACACACCUCCUCACUCACACACCUCCUCACGCCUCCUCACUCACACACCUCUUCACUCACACCUCCUCACAGCCUCCUCACUCACACACCUCCUCACUCACACCUCCUCACGCCUCCUCACUCACACACCUCCUCACUCACACACCUCACGCCUCCUCACUCACACACCUCCUCACGCCUCCUCACUCACACACCUCACUCACACACCUCACGCCUCCUCACUCACACACCUCCUCACUCACACACCUCCUCCUCACGCCUCCUCACUCACACACCUCCUCACUCACACACCUCCUCACGCCUCCUCACUCACACACCUCUUCACUCACACCUCCUCACGCCUCCUCACUCACACACCUCCUCACUCACACCUCCUCACGCCUCCUCACUCACACACCUCCUCACUCACACACCUCACGCCUCCUCACUCACACACCUCCUCACGCCUCCUCACUCACACACCUCACUCACACACCUCACGCCUCCUCACUCACACACCUCACGCCUCCUCACUCACACACCUCACACCUCCUCACUCACACACCUCACGCCUCCUCACUCACACACCUCCUCACGCCUCCUCACUCACACACCUCACUCACACACCUCACGCCUCCUCACUCACACACCUCAUGCCUCCUCACGCACACACCUCCUCACUCACACACCUCCUUCUCACGCCUCCUCACUCACACACCUCCUCACUCACACACCUCCUCCUCACGCCUCCUCACUCACACACCUCCUCACUCACACACCUCCUCACUCCUCCUCACUCACACACCUCAGGCUGGACCUCAGGGCCUCAGGCUGGACCCCAGGCUCACACACCUCCUCAGACCUCCUCACACACCUCCUCAAACCUGCACAGACCUCCUCAUACAUCCACACAGGCCUCCUCACACACCUCCUCCUCAGACCUCCAUGCAGACCUCCUCAUAG
This is a messenger RNA of Knipowitschia caucasica, 1773 nucleotides long. The record is from the annotation of a GenBank genome assembly. Lineage: Eukaryota; Metazoa; Chordata; Actinopteri; Gobiiformes; Gobiidae.